Molecule: messenger RNA, 851 nt
Organism: Eucalyptus grandis
Lineage: Eukaryota; Viridiplantae; Streptophyta; Magnoliopsida; Myrtales; Myrtaceae
Product: UDP-glycosyltransferase 83A1
Exons: 2
Coding region: 24-818 (264 amino acids)
Source: RefSeq, a predicted model, not a curated record
CUGUCCCUCAUUUGUUGUCAACAAUGGCAGAGCUAAAACAUGUCCUAUGUAUACCAUUUCCUGCACAAGGUCAUGUCACUCCUCUCCUGAAACUGUCCCACUGUAUUGCUGAUCAUGGCAUCAAGGUUACCGUUGUGAACACCGAGUCUGUUCAUACGCAAGUGAUGGCCGCAAACCAGCUAGAUGAUGGAUUGAAUCCGAUUGAUUUCGUUGCAUUUCCAGAUGGGCUCGAGACUGACGAGGAGCGCAAGGACUGGGUGAAGCUGCUGGAGAGCAUAUCAAGAGUGAUGCCAGGUUAUUUGCAGGAGUUCAUUGAGAAAGUGAAGCAGCAGUCAAAGGGCAAUGAAGAUGAGCAGAUCAACUUUGUAAUUGCAGACCUUACUGCCGGAUGGGCACUGGAAGUUGCCGAAAGGAUGGGUAUCAAGCGAGCCGGAUUUUGGCCCGCCUCAGUUUCGUCUCUGGCCUUGACACUUCAUAUUCGAAAGCUGAUUGAGGGUGGAGUCAUAGACAACGAGGGCAUUGCUCUGAAGAAUGAUGCGAUCUCAAUAUCGAAGGACCUUCCCUCGUAUAAGAGCGAUGACCUCACCUGGACUUUCCCUGAAGACCCGACGGUGCAGAAAGUAUUAUUCAACUGGGCGUCGACCAUCGUCCAUCACAGCACAUAUUCAACCUCAUAUCUUUGCAAUUCGUUCCAUGAACUUGAGGCAUCGGCUUGUGGAAUUAUUCCCGGAGUUCUCCCAGUUGGUCCAUUAUUAGCGAGCACCCGAUUACUCCAUCGCAGAGGAAGCCUCUGGAACGAGCCCGGAACAAUUCUAUGAGCUUGCCCACGGCCUCGAGCAGAUCGGCCGACC